Messenger RNA from Rhodofomes roseus, 969 nucleotides. RefSeq names its product heat shock protein 70 family. NCBI's taxonomy places the organism in Eukaryota, Fungi, Basidiomycota, Agaricomycetes, Polyporales, Fomitopsidaceae. Gene Ontology annotation, molecular function: ATP hydrolysis activity; heat shock protein binding; ATP-dependent protein folding chaperone. The transcript is spliced from 6 exons. Gene Ontology annotation, cellular component: endoplasmic reticulum lumen; endoplasmic reticulum chaperone complex; cytoplasm. Gene Ontology annotation, biological process: protein refolding; endoplasmic reticulum unfolded protein response; cellular response to unfolded protein. Bases 1 to 969 code for a protein of 322 amino acids. The record is from RefSeq and is a predicted model, not a curated record.
AUGUCGCAGAUUUGCCGAUGGCAUGAGGAGGCCGGGAACUUGGAGGAGAAGGUCGCCGUGCAAGGCAGUCGCCUGCUUGCGCGCACCGUGUUGCGUUGGUUGCAGAGGAUGAAAAGGGUGAAGAGCUUCCCGGACGACGAGUAUCUUGUUGGUGACAAGAACUUGGACGUGUUCCACUCCAACCCCAAGUACUACGCUGACUUCGGUGCAAAACUUCUCAUUGGCCGCAAGAUUGACGACCCGGUCGUGCAGCGCGAUUGGAAGCACUGGCCUUUCCAGGUCAUCGGCAACAUCAUUCAGACUCCGGAGGAGAUCUCUGCCAUGGUCCUGAGCAAGAUGAAGGAGACUGCUGAGGCAUACCUCGGCAAGACCGUCACCCACGCAGUUCGUCAAGCCACGAAGGAUGCGGGCACGAUUGCUGGUCUGCAGGUCCUCCGUAUCAUCAACGAGCCGACGGCCGCAGCCAUCGCGUAUGGUCUCGACAAGAAGGGUAGCGAGUCGCAGAUCAUCGUCUAUGAUCCCGGCGGUGAAACUUUCGAGGUCUUGCUGCUGUCUAUCGACGACGGCGUGUUUGAGGCCUUGGCGACUGCCGGUGACACCCACCUCGGUGGCGAGGACUUCGACAACCGCGUGAUGGACCAUCUCAUUAAGCAGUACAAGAAGCAGACCGGCAUCGAUGUGUCAAACAACUUGCGUGCAAUGGGCAAGCUGAAGCACGAGGUUGAGAAGGCCAAUCGUACACUGUCCAGCCAGCAAUCGACUCGUGUCAAGAUUGAGAGCUUCGAGAACGGCAACAACUUCUCGGAGACGCUUACUACUCGGGCGAAGUUCAAGGAGAUCAACAUGAACCUCUUCCGGAAGACGAUGAAUCCGGUUGAGCGGGUGCUCAAGGACGCGAACCUUAAGAAAGAGGAUAUCGAUGAGUAUAGCAGGUUGUUCCACGACUCGGAGCUCCCCACUCUUGGUUGA